Messenger RNA from Scomber scombrus (Atlantic mackerel), 1212 nucleotides. It is a transcript of the gene prlh2r, whose product is annotated as prolactin releasing hormone 2 receptor. The record is from RefSeq and is a predicted model, not a curated record. Gene Ontology annotation, molecular function: neuropeptide binding; neuropeptide Y receptor activity. Gene Ontology annotation, cellular component: neuron projection; plasma membrane. NCBI's taxonomy places the organism in Eukaryota, Metazoa, Chordata, Actinopteri, Scombriformes, Scombridae. Gene Ontology annotation, biological process: G protein-coupled receptor signaling pathway. The transcript is spliced from 2 exons. Bases 1 to 1212 code for a protein of 403 amino acids.
AUGGACUGGGAGAACCAAUCCAGGGUGAACUCUUCUUUUCCAAUCUUUCCUUCAUCAUCCUCCUUGUCCUACUCCUGUAACAACUCCUUUGGCCCUUUCUUCUCCACCUCGCUGUUGUCUGCUCCUUCCUUCUCUGGGCUGGACCUCCUGUUCAAUCUGAAGCUACUCUUCAUCCCACUCUACUCCGCCGUGGUCCUGAUCGCCUGCUCUGGCAACCUCCUCCUGCUCUUUCUCAUUUGGCACAAUAAGAAAAGACACAACACCACCAACUUCCUCAUCAGCAACCUGGCACUGGUUGACCUGGUCAUGUGCAUCUUCUGCGUCCCUUUGACUGCAUCCUACGCAUUUGACAAGCGUGGAUGGGUGUUUGGACCCCACAUGUGUCACUUUGUUGCUGUCAUGCAGUCUGCAGCUGUGUAUGCGGCGGUCCUGUCUCUGAUGGCCAUCGCAGUGGAUCGUUAUGUUGUUGUGGCAUAUCCCAUCCGCAAGAGAGUAGGCUGCCAGUUUUGCUGCUGCCUAGUGAUCCUGAUCUGGCUGUCCUCUCUGGCUUUAUCCACACCCACAGCGCUGCACACCGUCUACCUGGACCUGCGGGCUGUUGGCCUGCAGAUGGCUGUGUGUGAGGAGUUCUGGGAUGGCCAAGAGCGAGGCCGCCUCAUCUACUCCUGUUUCAUCCUGUUCUUCUCUUAUUGUGUCCCACUGGCUGCUGUCUCCAUUUCUUACUGUGCUAUAUCCUGUCAGCUGAAGCAGAGGACCAUGUCAGGCUUGACGGCAUGUCCAGAAAUGACAUCUGCAAGAGCCACGUGGAGCAAGAGUAGGAGGAAGACCUUCUUCCUGCUGCUGGUGUCCGUCCUCUGUUUCGCCUUCUCCUGGCUCCCUUUACAGGUGGUGAAUCUGAUCCGUGACCUGGACACAGACUUCUCCAUCUUGGGGAAGAAUUAUGUUAACAUCAUCCAGGUGUCGAGUCACCUGUUUGCCAUGAGCUCUGCCUGCUACAACCCUUUUAUUUACGCCUCAUUACACAACAAGUUUCUGUCCUAUCUGUGUCGUCAUUUUCUGUCUAGGAGGAGAGGAAAAGGAAAGGACAGGGGUCAAGGGUCAAGCAUUAAGACAAUGUCGCACAGAGUUCCACGCCUUCACACUUUGUCAGUUGUGACAGAUUUACCAGGUGCUGUUGUAAAUGAUAUUGUUCCUCUUGACAACUAUGUUUAA